AUGUGUAGAGCCUUCCCUACUACCCUCAUAGGCCCAACACGAGUUUGGUUCAACAAAAUACCCCAAAAUUUGGUAAGUUCUUUUGAAGAGUUGAGCAAGUUGUUUGUUAAUAAUUUCAUUGGCGGACAGAGGCACAAGCGUUCCUCGUCCAACUUGUUGACCAUAGAGCAGGGGGAGAACGAGAGCUUGCGGUCGUUUAUCACCCGUUUCAACAGAGAAGCCCUGAGUGUGGACGAAGCAGAUGACAAGCUCCUAUUGGCGGCCUUCCAUAAUGGGGUGAAUUCGGAUUUGUUUAUACAUAAACUCUAUGAAAAAGAGCCACAGUCCAUGGCCGAACUUAUCCAUUCGACUCAAAAUUUUAUGAACGCAGAAGACGCGAUCAUUGCUAAGAAGAGGAAGAGAUCUGAGAGAGUAGAGGCAAACCCUAGUCGCCAUCCUGAGCAAGGCUCUCGUUCAAAGAAGGGACAGACGGAAGAAAGGAAAGACCGAGAUAAUAAGAAGCCAGGCUCUUCAACACCGAACCAGUAA
This is a messenger RNA of Quercus robur (English oak), 528 nucleotides long. RefSeq lists its product as uncharacterized. The record is from RefSeq and is a predicted model, not a curated record. Bases 1 to 528 code for a protein of 175 amino acids. Lineage: Eukaryota; Viridiplantae; Streptophyta; Magnoliopsida; Fagales; Fagaceae. The transcript has a single exon.